Bactrocera tryoni is the source of this 753-nucleotide messenger RNA. RefSeq lists its product as uncharacterized. The record is from RefSeq and is a predicted model, not a curated record. The coding region runs from base 1 to 753 and encodes 250 amino acids. The transcript has 2 exons. NCBI's taxonomy places the organism in Eukaryota, Metazoa, Arthropoda, Insecta, Diptera, Tephritidae.
AUGUUCCUCAAUCCGGGUCUACGCCGCCAAUAUUCCUGGAAUUUCAUCAUUGCCGAUGUGUCACAAGCCAUCAUCGGAGCUGAUUUUCUAUCGCAUUUCAAAUUAGCAGUCAACCUACGACAACGCAAACUCAUCGACGACGUCACAAACACCAGUAAACUGUGUUCAAUAUCAACAAAUAAAAUGGUAGUUUCCAAUUUAUCUUACACCAAAGAUUAUCAGCCGUUCCACGAUUUGUUGAGGGAAUUCGAAGACAUCACGAUGGAUAAUAAGUCUACAGUCAAAAAACCACAACACUUUGUCACGCACCAUAUCGUCACCAAAGGACCACCAGUCUUCUCUAAACCGAGACGCUUAUCUCCCGAGAAGUUAGAAGCCGCAAAAGCCGAGAUACAACUCUUGCUGAACGCAGGCAUCUGUCGUCCAUCGUGCAGCCCAUGGGCAAGCCCGCUGCACAUGACAAAGAAGAAAAACGGCGAAUGGAGGCCUUGUGGGGAUUUCAGGCGACUAAACGUCGUCACCGAGCCUGACAGGAAUGCCAGUCAAACGUUCCAAAGAUUUAUGGAUCACAUCUUCCGUGAAUACGACUUCGCCUGGCCAUACCUCGAUCAUAUUUUGAUAUCAUCGAAGGAUAUGAAUCAACAUCGUCAUCAUCUACAGUUAGAAUUUAAAAAGCUACGCGAGUACGGCCUUGUUAUCAACCGUUUGAAAUGCACACUUGAUCAGCCGCAAGUUGAAUUUUUAGGUUUCUAA